Rotaria sp. Silwood2 is the source of this 618-nucleotide messenger RNA. The record is from the annotation of a GenBank genome assembly. Lineage: Eukaryota; Metazoa; Rotifera; Eurotatoria; Philodinida; Philodinidae.
AUGGUAUUAGAAACAAGUCAUGCAUCGCAUUCAUCAACAAUGACGGAAAAUGUAGCUGUUAGAAGAAAAAGAUUAUGGAUUAUUCUAGGUAUUGUUGUUGCUGUCAUAGUCAUUGCGAUAAUUGUUAUUCCGACUACUGUGGUUCUUACGAAACGAACAAAAACAACAACAACAAUAACUACAAAACCAACAUCGAAAAUAGAAACGACUAAUGAAAUUUUGUUAACAACUGAAAAUACCAAAAUAAUAACAACAACAACAACAACAUCUGCAUCAACAACUGGUGAAAUUUCUUCAACAAAAAUAGAUACGAAAACAACAACAACAACAACAACAACAACUACAACAACGCAUAUAUCAACAACCGAUGAAACUUCUUCAACAAAAACAGGUAUGUUAUCAGUUUUAAAACAUAAUCCAAUCAAUAAGAAUCUUUUUGAUUUUAUAAACUCAUCAGAUAUAAUAAAAACACCUGUGACGACAAUACCAACGACAGAUGAAUCAGCAACAAAUGAAAAUAUUACGACAACAAUGGCCACCAUGAACAUGAAAACAACGGAAAUAUUAGUAACUACAAGUGAAGUUGAGAUAACAGAAACAGUUUGUAAUCCAAUAUAA